Oldenlandia corymbosa var. corymbosa is the source of this 1261-nucleotide messenger RNA. Lineage: Eukaryota; Viridiplantae; Streptophyta; Magnoliopsida; Gentianales; Rubiaceae. The record is from the annotation of a GenBank genome assembly.
CUUUCAUGUAAGACAUUAUUAAUUGGGAGGUGUUGAAAUGAAGUUGGAAGGAUAAGAAGCAGCAAAACAAGAGUACUAAAUGCAUACUCUUCUUCCCAUUCAUCCUGCAAAAUGAUCAGAGGACUAUCAAAUUUUGUGCUUUUGCUUCUGAUAUUUACUCUCUUCUGGCCAGAAGAUUCCAUAGCCACAGAUACCAUUACAAUCUCUGAAUCCAUUCAAGACCCACAAAGUAUAGUUUCAUUAGGCAAAACUUACAGAUUAGGCUUCUUUAGUCCUGCCAGCACUAGUAGUAAUCGCUAUGUUGGGAUCAAGAUGAAUAAUCCUGAAUCCACUGCUAUGUGGGUUGCUAAAAGAGACGGACCCUCGAAGGAUUCUGCUGGAAUUGUGGCAAUUUCUGAUGAUGGCAAUGUUAUUGUCCUGAAUGGGAAUAAUGAAACAUUAUGGAAGAUCAAUUUGGGAUAACUUAGCUUCUUGAUACAGGGAACUUAGUCUUGAGGGAUAACUCAGAUGGAAGAUCAAUUUGGGACAGUUUUCAGAUUCCUACAGACAGUUUUGUCCAGACAAUGAAGAUACCUGUAGAUGUUAAGGAAGACAGCCGGUUGAUCUCAUGGAAAAGUUCUUCUGAUCCAUCAUCCAUUGGAAACUUUUCUCUUGGUUUUGGCCCUCAACAAAUUCUAGAAACGUUUUUCUGGAAUAACGGGAUACCUUAUUGGCGCAUUGGUCCGUGGAAUGGUACUGUGUUCAUUGGUAUCCCUUUUAUGUAUUAUGCAUAUAUGAAUGGACUCCAUAUGAAUGAAGAACCUAAGUAACCUGGUCCUUGAUAGUUUAAAUGAUGCAGUGGAUGUAUAUUACGUUUUGAAUUCAUCAGGAACUUUCCAGGAGAUGCUUUAUUAUGAUGGAAUAGAAGGAACUCCUUUGACACUCUGGCGAAGUAUAGAAAGUUAAUGCGACAUCUAUGGAAAAUGUGGCCCUUUCGGAUUAUACAACCCUCGCAGUUGGCCAAUAUGUUCACGUCUACAAGGUUUUGAGCCUAGAGAUGCAGAUCAAUGGGAAAGAGGCAACUGGACUGGUGGCUGAUUUAGGAAGACAAUGCUUCAAUGUGAGAGAAAUAGUUCAUCAGCUAGUCAGGGUGGCAAACAAGAUAUAUUCCUGAGGUUUAGCAAUGUUAAAGUUCCAGAUUUCUUGACGAAGCAUGGAUUUGCUCCGAUAUCUCCAGUGAAUUGAACCGGCGGCCAUAGCGGCUAUGAAACCCUAAAACCUG